AUGGCAAAAGGUGAUUAUUGUGCAGUUCAUGGCUGUUCAAACGAUCGCAGAUACCCGGAAAAACAAAUGAUCAAACCACAUGUUGGUAUUCUUAGAUUUUACUUACCAAAAACUCAGAAAGAUAUCGUAAAAUGGAGAAAAUUGCUCAAUCGUAAGCACUUCAAAGUCACGUCAAAUACGAAGGUUUGUUCGAACCACUUUCAAGCAGGUUACCGAUCCGAGGAAUGCCCCGAUCCAAAGCUUUAUCUAAAAGGUUAUUGUCCUGAUAAACAGAAGAAAACCCGUCCAAACCCGGAAAGUUUGGCUCCUAAACCUAAAAGACAACGUCGAAGUAACAUUUGCUUGUCAGAUUCCUAUUCAGACUAUUCAGAAUUUGAUGUAUCGCAUGCUAAAUCACAGUCAGUAUCAACCCUAUCUAAGGAAAUUUAUUGCAGUCAUAUCCAUAAUAACGUGAAGAAAGAACCAGAAGACGAUUUUAGCGAGUCGAGCAGUAGUUUUUCAUCACUGUUUUUUAAUGGUUCAGAUGAAAUAUCAAAUGAUUAUGACACAUCAGUUGAAAUAGAUGUAUCUGAGGAGAAUGGAAAGAAAUCUCGAAGAGAACUGUUCGUCAAGCAGGCUACAUCUAAUAGGAACUGUUUUAGAUACACAGGGGUCACUAGAGAAAAUCUGGACUUAGUGUUUGAUUUGAUAAAGGGAAAGACAAAGUCUUUACGCUAUUGGAAAGGAUCUGUUGAUACACCAGGUUCAAGAAGGGAAAAGAGACGGGCCCAAACCAGACUCUUGUCAUGCUGGGUGGAGUUUGUUCUUACAUUAGUAAGAACACGAAAGGGUUUUGAUGUUCACUUUCUUGCUGACACGUUUGGAAUCAGUGUGAUCCAGGUGUCUCGUAUUUAUAAUACCUGGAUUAUCUUCCUAUCAGAAGAGUUAUCAUUCCUUGUUCCCAGGCCAAGUCGAGGUGAGAUAAAAAGUGUAUUACCAGAACAGUUCCAAAGAAUUCCUAACAUUCGGGUGAUCAUUGAUUGUUGUGAAUUUUACAUUCAAAAGCCAUUGGUUCCUUAA
Messenger RNA from Paramuricea clavata, 1059 nucleotides. NCBI's taxonomy places the organism in Eukaryota, Metazoa, Cnidaria, Anthozoa, Malacalcyonacea, Plexauridae. The record is from the annotation of a GenBank genome assembly.